Messenger RNA from Meriones unguiculatus (Mongolian gerbil), 2936 nucleotides. RefSeq names its product anoctamin 9 (gene Ano9). The record is from RefSeq and is a predicted model, not a curated record. Gene Ontology annotation, biological process: chloride transmembrane transport. The transcript is spliced from 24 exons. Gene Ontology annotation, molecular function: chloride channel activity. NCBI's taxonomy places the organism in Eukaryota, Metazoa, Chordata, Mammalia, Rodentia, Muridae. Bases 81 to 2330 code for a protein of 749 amino acids. Gene Ontology annotation, cellular component: plasma membrane.
ACAAGCCGGCAGCCUGGUCCGCCACUUUCAUACCUGCGAGCAUCCAGAGCCCCACGUUGACUCGGGGACCAGCCACCAGCAUGCAGGGUGGUCAAAGGCUCCAGAUCUUGGUGGGGUCAGAAGGAGACCGCUUGCCACUGGUGGAAAUGGGCACGUGUAAGCUUGAGGACUCUGACCAAUGGGACUGUAUCCUAGUGGCUGAUAUCAAGACCCAGAAAAUCCAGAAGCAGUAUCAGAGGCAACGGCGGUUCCUGGAGAAACUCAGGAGCAAGGGCUUCCACUUCAAGAUGAUAAAGGACCAGAAGAAGGUGUUCUUUGGAAUCCGAGCUGACAGUAGAAUCAUUGACCUGUACUGGACUCUCAUGAAGUCUGAAGAUCCUGACCCCAGAGUCAAGCUGAACCAGGCGAAUUCCGACCUACCUACCACAAGAAUCCGAAUUGUGAGCUUUGUCGUGAACAACAAGAUGAAACCUGGCGACACCUUUGAGGAUCUGGUGAAGGAUGGGGUUUUUGAGACCAUGUUUCCUCUGCACAAGAGGGAAAAUAACCUGAAGGGAAAUUGGGCUCGAUGGAGAAACAUAUUCCGGCCACAGCCAAUCGAUGACAUCAGGAACUACUUUGGUGAGAAGGUGGCUCUGUAUUUCGCCUGGCUUGGCUGGUACACCUACAUGCUGAUACCUGCUGCUGUGGUGGGCCUCAUCAUCUUUCUGAGUGGCUUUGCCCUGUUUAAUUCCAGCCAGAUCAGCAAAGAGAUCUGUAAGGCCAAUGACACCUUCCUGUGCCCUCUUGGCGACCACAAUCGUAGAUACCAGCGGCUCUCAGAGAUGUGCGCUUUUUCGAAGCUCACUCACCUCUUUGACAAUGACGGCACUGUGGUGUUUGCCAUCUUCAUGGCUCUGUGGGCCACAGUGUUCCUGGAGAUCUGGAAGCGGAAGCGUGCCCGUGUGGUCCUGCACUGGGCCCUGUACGGAUGGGAUGAGGAAGAGGAAGAGAUGGCCCUUGAGCUCAUUAACUGUCCAGACUACAAGCUGAAGAAGCAUCAUCAUUCCUACCUGGGCAGCACCAUUAUCCUGAUCCUGUCCCUGUUCAUGAUCUGUUUCAUGAUUGGCAUGGCCCACGUGCUGGUUGUCUACCGUGUGAUGGCCGCUGCCCUCUUCAGCAGCUUCCUGGAGCAGCAGGUGACCACUGUUGUGGUGGCGACCGGGGCCGUGGUACAUUAUGUAAUUAUCGUCAUCAUGACUAAGGUCAACAAAUACGUAGCCCUGAAGCUUUGUAACUUGGAGGAUCCCAGGACCUUUUCAGAUCGAGAGCACAAGUUCACUGUCAAGUUUUUCACCCUGCAGUUCUUCGCCCACUUCUCCUCUCUCAUCUACAUCGCCUUCAUUCUGGGCAGGAUCAAUGGUCACCCUGGGAAGUCCACGCGCCUGGCUGGCCUGUGGAAGCUGGAGGAGUGCCAUCUCAGUGGCUGCAUGAUGGACCUGUUCAUCCAGAUGGCCAUCAUCAUGGGUCUCAAGCAAACUCUGAGCAACUGCAUGGAAUACCUGUGCCCGUUGUUGGCCCAUAAAUGCCGCUUAAUGUGUGCUAAGGGACAUGAUCAGGAGUUCAGAGACCCAGAGCUGGAGGAGUGGCGCCUAAACUACCACAUGAAUCCAGUCAACACCUUCAGCCUGUUUGAUGAGUUCAUGGAGAUGAUGAUCCAGUAUGGCUUCACCACCAUCUUUGUGGCUGCCUUCCCGCUGGCACCACUGUUAGCACUCAUUAGCAACGCGGUGGAGAUCCGCCUGGACGCCAUCAAGAUGGUCAGACUACAGCGACGCCUGGUUCCGAGAAAGGCUAAGGACAUAGGGACCUGGCUGCAGAUACUGGAGACCAUCGGAGUGCUGGCGGUCAUUACCAAUGGAAUGGUCAUCGCUUUCACCUCUGAAUUCAUCCCCAGAAUAGUCUACAAGUACUACUAUAGCCCGUGCAGAAAGUACCAGAACUUCACAGAUGACUGCCUCCAGGGCUAUGUCAACCACAGCUUGUCUGUCUUUUACACCAAAAACUUCAAGGACCACGGCAGGAUGGAAGGCCAAGAAAAUGUGACCGAGUGCAGGUACCGGGCCUACCGGGAUGAGAAUGACUACAGCUUCACUAAGGCAUUCUGGUUCAUUCUGGCUAUCCGGCUGGCCUUUGUCAUCAUCUUUGAGCACUUCGCCUUGUGCAUCAAGCUCAUUGCUGCGUGGUUUGUGCCUGACGUGCCUCAGUCGGUGAAGAACAACGUUCUGGAGGAAAAGUACCAGGCACUUCGGGAGAAAUUGUGCUUCAGUUCCAGGAGCACAGACGUGUAGACAGCCUGGGGCAGGUGGAGAAAUGCUGGUUGCCAGGCGCCUGGACUAGGAAGGAGUCCCCAUCUCUACAGCUUGCUCCUGUCCAUACAAUGUGUAUGAGUGUGUUGAGGGAGGCUGUAAAAUGGUCCAUGUAUAUGUAGGGUCCUGGGUGGUCUACAUAUCUGUUAGUGAAUGAAGGUCACAGGAUGACCUUGAAUAUAUUGGGUAUUUAUGAGCAUCCUAGGAAGCCCAUGUAUGUAUGUUAAUCACGGAAGGCUCUUGGACAUGUAGGGGUGGGGGUCCUUGAAAUUCCAUGUUAUUUAUGAGCAGCAUGAAUGUGGCUGUUGUGUGUGCUCUAACUGUCCUAGGGUUCGGACUGGCACAGACAUGACUUAAACCUCUUGAGUGACCCUAGUGGCCAUUCAACAGCAGGCUGCUCAUAAAAUUCCAACUGCAGUAAAAUCAGCCCAAGUUCCAUGGACCUCCUGGCUUCUGGGCCCCAGAUCCCACUUGGUGGCCUCCUGCUUGGUGGGAAGCCAGGGACUAACUUCUGGCUUUCCCCGGAUUAACCUGGAUCCCCACAGCCGGUAAAACAUUUUACAAACACAAUAAACCUGUCUGUAUUCA